Molecule: messenger RNA, 189 nt
Organism: Psilocybe cubensis
Lineage: Eukaryota; Fungi; Basidiomycota; Agaricomycetes; Agaricales; Agrocybaceae
Exons: 2
Coding region: 1-189 (62 amino acids)
Source: RefSeq, a predicted model, not a curated record
AUGGCAGCGCUAUACACCGAUUUGAAAGUGCAGAAUGUGAAAAUGACGAUUGACACGCCGACACCGAGUCGCUCGCCUGCUCCUCCUGCUCCUCUGAACGAGAAGCGCGGCGAGGGUGAGGUUGGGGCUGGUAGGAGGGAGAAGAGUGUUAUUUUGCGGCAGGUUGUGACGGGCUUGGCGAGGGGCUGA